Molecule: messenger RNA, 504 nt
Organism: Musca vetustissima
Lineage: Eukaryota; Metazoa; Arthropoda; Insecta; Diptera; Muscidae
Product: rhodanese domain-containing protein CG4456-like
Exons: 1
Coding region: 1-504 (167 amino acids)
Cellular component (GO): mitochondrion
Molecular function (GO): thiosulfate-cyanide sulfurtransferase activity
Source: RefSeq, a predicted model, not a curated record
AUGCUAAGCAGAACCUUUGUAUUGUUGAGAAAUUUAAACGCUUUGCGUAAUGGUGCCGUCUCUCAAAUUGCCGAAACCAAGCCAUUAGCCUACAGCACCACUCAACUUCAGGCCGCAUUUGCUAAGCAUUUCUGCUCCAACGUCAGUAACAUCCCCGUUGUUAGCUAUGAAGAAAUUAAACAAUUGCCCAAGCAACCGGAAAAGUUAUUAAUAGAUGUACGAGAACCCAAGGAACUACAAGAGACAGGACAAAUUCCCACCUCGAUUAACAUACCUCUGGGUGAGGUUGAAAAAGUGUUGGCUGGCAAUGUAGAUGCUAAGGCUUUCAAAGCUAAAUAUGGUCGUGAUUUUCCCUCUAAGAAUACUGAGAUAAUAUUCCAUUGUAAAAUCGGUAGACGUUCCCACAAUGCUGCAGAAAUUGCCAAGAAGCUGGGCUUUGAAAAUUGUAAAAAUUAUUUGGGUUCCUGGACCGAGUGGGCUGAAAAGGAGGGACUGCCAAAGUAG